AAGUCCUGUUUCUCUCUUUUAUACUAUUCAUCGUCCUCACUACUCAUCUUUACGUCUUCAUCACUCUAAAUACGUUCGUCUUCCACCUUCUGUUGAUGGUUUUACUCCACAAACGGUGCAUUCUUCAUUUUUUUAUUCAACUAUUACUGAUUGGAAUAAUCUUGUUAUUUCUUUUAUUACUAUUUUGGUGUUGUUUGGCUUGAGUCAUUGUUACUACAGACCGGUGACCUUUGAUGACUCUCACUUUUCGUGAAUAAUCUUAGUCUUACAGUAUCUGUAGUAAACAUUUGAGCUCGAUCGGACCAUUUUUUCGAAGGAUCGUAAAGUGACUGGAUUGAAGGGACUAUUGAAAAAACGCAUAUUCUACAUAUGUCUUUUUUAGGCAAUUUGCGAUGAUGGGUGUAUCUCCAUGAAAACUCAUCGAAAAAUUCUGGAAGACGUCUUAUUUUGAAGAGCACACUUCCUUCUAUCGUGCUAAGUAUAAGAAAAAAUUUGGAACAUAUAGGAAAGAGGAGAAAAAUUUACGAACCUAAAAAAUUGAGAUUUACCUUCUUAAUAUUAAAACGAUGAAUUAUAAAUCAAUAAAAAGAAAAAGAAAAAGUUAUGAAAGCCACAGAUGUUUAAAUAUUCUUAUCUGACAAACAUUUAACAAAAGAGUUUUGACAAGAACGUUUUAUUAGCUUUAACGGAUGUCUCACACUGUACUAACAUUCAUAUGAACGCACUUUUAGCAUUGAAAAUUAAAGUCUCUAAAUUAUUUGUGUGAACAAUUUAUAUAAGACAAUAAGUUUUAAACUGAUUGCCAUUUUCUCGAACGAUGUUCGUAUUUCACAUUUGUUACGUUCAACUUCACAUAUUUUUGUAUCCAAAUAAAGGUGUCUCGCUUAGCAGGGAAGUCCCACGAGUGACUAUCAUUCAACAAUUUAAAACUUUUUGCUUUUUCCGAGCAAAAGAACACUCUAGGAGACGGAUUUUUUAUGAGAGAAAUCUUCAAUUUAUAUUAGGAACUGUACUGUCCCCCACGUGAGAAAAUAUUUAUCAACCCUGCUGCAUGCGUAUAUCUUUGAAGUUCUUUUGUUUAUGAUAGCACAUUAAGAAAAAGUGAUUAUAAAACCUUUUAGAAUUUAUAAAACUUUGACUAAGAGCUUAUUUUCUUCUGAUUAAUGAGGUAUCAACAAGAACACAAUAAUUUAAAAAUGUGUAUGAGAGUAAAAUACUUGUCAUGUUAAGUUAAAUAUACUUCUAGAUGGGAUGUUUAUUUUUUCAUCCAGAACCGAAUGCUGAUGCUAUUGAAAUACCUAAACCCACAUAUUCUUGGGAUCAACGGAAAGUACUUAAUAAAAGUGACUAUAUUUUAGACAAAUUAAAAGAUCAAACAGUUUUUCGUCUUCCAGGUACAGUUAAUGGACAACAGUUUAUAAUUCAAAAUUGCGAAAAUUGUACAAUUUAUGUGUUUGAUCAUACGGGACAAAUUCAAAUUGAUGAUUGUAAACAUUGUAGAAUAUUCAUUGGUCCUGUUCGUGGAAGUAUAUUUAUUCGUGAUUCCGAAAAUUGUAGUUUAGCAACUGUUUGUCAACAAUUUCGUGCAAGAGAUUGUCAUGAUGUGAAUAUAUUUUUAUCUUGUGCAAGUCAACCAAUUAUUGAAUCAUCUCAUCAUAUUCGUUUUGGUUGUUUAACAUAUUUUUAUGAGAAAUUAGUCGAACAUUACGUGUCAGCUGGUAUUAGUCCGUAUAAUAAUAACUGGAGUAAUAUUCAUGACUUUACAAAAAUUCCUGACGAUAAAAAUUACUCACUUAUGGAUGAUACCGACACAGUUUUUAAGUAUAUACCAGCACCCAUUGAUCCGUCGUGUAGUCAUUUGAAUAUAAGUAACAAUCCAGAUCAGAGUAUAACACCAUAUACAUAUGGCGAAUUAUUCCGUGAACGUAAUGAUGAGCGCUGUCUUAUCGUACUAUUUCACGAGGUGAAUUAUGAUGCUUAUGCUCGUGAACUUAUUCGAAUGAUUCGACAGUCGAAUAUUAUUCUGGUGCAAAGUAAAUGUUACACCAUCAAUGAAUUGAGUGCUGAUCGAAUAUUUGGUAAUCGACUUGCUAACGUUCUCGUAACAAAAGGUCCCGUUAUUGGGUUAGAGUUGGCUGGAUCGGGCAGUGUUGUUAUUUGUCAACAGUCUAUUAAUAAUUUACUGUUUAAAUUUCCCAGUAUAAAAUAUAUGUAUGCUGAUGUUGCAUUAAACGAUAAACCAGAGUCCGGUGAAUAUGAACAAAAAAUUGUUAACGAAUUUGGCCAUCUAUUAGAGAAAUCAAAACAGUUAUUUAAUGGAUUAAGAGAUCUUCCUCAAUAUGAACAUAAACAAUGGCAACCAUAUUUUGGUAAAACAUUUGAUAUUUAUACAAAAUUAUGGAAAUUUCAGCAACAACACAGAGUUAUAUUGGAUAGCAAAUAUCGUUUAAAACGUUGGCAAAUUGGUGAAAUUGCAUCUAAAAUCGGUCAAUUGUAUUAUCAUUAUUAUAUUCGAACAAGUGAAACAAACUAUCUAAAUGAAGCAUUUGCAUUCUAUUCAGCUAUCCGUACACGAGCUUAUUAUUCAAAAGUGAAUAAAGAAGAAAAACCUGAUUUAAUGGUGAAAAAGCUACGUUAUUAUGCACGAUUUAUUGUUGUUUGUUUAUUAUUAAAAAAAACAAAAAUUAUGCGUGAACUCGUACGUGAAUUAAAUCGACAAGUUGAUGAAUAUGUUAAAUCAUAUGAUCCAGAUGAUCGUCUCGAAUGGCAAUUAGUUCUAAAUGAGAUUACAACAUUUAUUGAUAUUGACAAUUAUUUAAAUGUCAAUCAAAUACCCAUUACAUUAUCAAAUCGCUUAACAACAACUGUUAUACCACCAUUAUCUGAUCAAAAUAAAUUAAUAGCCAUGCUACCGAAUACAAAUCAAAAUUUAUUUAUUCUAGAAGAAAUAUUAAUUAUUGGAAAUUGUCAAGAUCAAAUUAAAUUUAGUGAAUUAACACUGGAUAUGUUUCGUCUUCUUCAAGCUGUUGAACGAGAGCCGACUGAAUUUAAUUAUGAUGAAAGAACUUUACAAUCUCCAGCUCCAUCUACACAUCAUCGUGAUUUAUGUUUAUACGAUAUCGACGGUCGAGGAGAUCGUGGUCCAUUCAAUCGUAAUAAUCCACAUAAAUAUUUAUUAUAUAAACCGACAUUCAGUCAAUUAUACGUUUAUUUAGCAUCUGCAUUCAGAGAACUUCCACUCAAUGGUGUCCUAUUGUUGUACAUAUCAGCGGAUGGUUAUGAUACACAUUCAAAAGUAAAAGUAGACCAUUCGUAUGAUUUUGGCGGUUGUAAGGCAAAUAGUAGACGAGAAGAUAGUUUGGAAAAUAAUAACAAUAAUCCAUCGCCAUCAUCUAGUAGUACUAAUCAAAUGACAUCAGCACAAUCUACAAGUGGUAAAAAAUCUGUUCAUGAAGUCCAUAGUGUUUGUCCUGGCGAUAUUUAUCCAUUUCUACGUAAGCCAAUGUUUCUUAUUGUCGACAGUACUAACAGUGUAGCAUUUCAAAAUAUGCCAAAUUUGUUUGGACAGCCUCUUGUUUCAUUAUUAUCACCUGUAAAACUUCCAACAGUAUUUCAUGAUUAUCAGAAUAAAGGAAGUUUAUUUACAUUAUUUUUAACAUCUCCAGCACUGGCAUUUUGUUUUGUAUGUAAUAUUAGUGAAUUGAGCAUGGAAAUAUGGGAAAAAUGUCAAGAACAAGUAAAUAAAAUUAUAUUUGAAGUGUCAAAAUUAUUUUUAAAAUCAAAAUUGUCUGGUUUCUAUCCAUCUUCUCAACCAGCAUUAUCUAAUGAUUUAUUAGAAAAUGUUCAAGUACAUAAAAUGAUAUUCGAAUUAUCUUCUUUGCUCAAUGUUAGACAAUUAUUUUUAGAUGCUCUAGAAUCUGGUUAA
This is a messenger RNA of Didymodactylos carnosus, 3925 nucleotides long. Lineage: Eukaryota; Metazoa; Rotifera; Eurotatoria; Philodinida; Philodinidae. The record is from the annotation of a GenBank genome assembly.